This is a messenger RNA of Trifolium pratense (red clover), 823 nucleotides long. RefSeq lists its product as uncharacterized. Lineage: Eukaryota; Viridiplantae; Streptophyta; Magnoliopsida; Fabales; Fabaceae. The coding region runs from base 63 to 542 and encodes 159 amino acids. The transcript has a single exon. The record is from RefSeq and is a predicted model, not a curated record. Gene Ontology annotation, molecular function: protein binding.
UACUCACAAUAUCUGCCGUCUUUGCACUCAUUAAGAGUUGUCCUUCACUUAGUGAUAUCAAAAUGGAACACACAGAAAUUGGGAAAAAGAGUCUAGAGAGUUCUAGAUCUUUGAUGGAUUUUACUGCACACCCUCAAUUAAAGUAUCUCCGUUUGGCUCACAAUCAAUGGUUAACAGAUGAAAACAUCAUAAUGUUUGCUUCCGUUUCCCCAAAUUUACAGUUGCUUGAUUUGAGCCAUUAUUGUGGCAUAGAAGAAGGUAUUGCUCAAGUUUUAAGAAUGUGCUGUAACAUUAGACAUUUGAACUUAUCCUUCUGUUCAAAUGUGAAGCUGCUUGAAAUGAACUUUGAAGUGCCGAAACUGGAGGUGUUGAACUUAUCAUUUACAGAAGUUGAUGAUCAAACACUUUAUGUGAUUUCAAAGAGUUUCCAUGGACUUCAACUAGUAUUACUGUGUUGUACUAAUGUCACAUUGAAGGGAGUAGAGCAUGUUGUAGAAAACUGCACGCAACUCAGGAAAGAUAAAGUAAGAUGGUUUUCAUAAAGUGCUUACUAAUGUUGUUGCCUCGAUCGUAUUUUCAAGUCCAUCAUUGAGAAAGAAAACAAGUUGUUUUGUUCAGUGACAUAAAGAAGAAAUACUUCUUGCAUCAUGGAUGCAUUGUUUGCUAGCAUUAUUAUUUAUCAUUUAUCAAAGUUUAAGUUCUGGAAUAUAAGAUGUUUUUGUUUUCAGAUUUACUUCUCUAUGAACCAAGUUAUGUUAUUUCAUUUCAAUUACUUAAUAGCAACUCUAGAAUGUUGUAAGGAAGUUAUGUUAUGUUAUACCAC